This is a messenger RNA of Iphiclides podalirius (scarce swallowtail), 453 nucleotides long. Lineage: Eukaryota; Metazoa; Arthropoda; Insecta; Lepidoptera; Papilionidae. The record is from the annotation of a GenBank genome assembly.
AUGUGGGUAGUACUGGGAAACUUCAAGGCCGUCUCUGAGGACGGCGGGUCGGCGACCGACGCCCGCGCAGCCUCCGACCGGGAAACUCGCUUGACGCGGCCCCAAACUGCGCCCGUGUUUGGCCAACGUUUAGACAAACGCGGCUUCGGGAAUAGAGACUCUGUUCUGCCGUUGAAGCCUAAACGCGCUCACGGCAAAUACCCCAUCUGGGAAUCGAGCGCGGCUUAUGAAUGGACGGUGCUUGCUCAGCGAAAUGCCGACCACCGACAAUGGCGGGCCGUUUCGCGGAACGAUUGUGCGCGGAUUUCGACAGUCGGCCGCGCGGAUUCUGCGUAUUUUAGUCACGGACCACCGGCGCAAGUGGGGCCCGGCGCGGAUCCCGACACCGGUUCGGGGCUGACGGUUCGCACGACGCUUGUUAAUGCCGCGGCAAGGCUACGCAUCCUCUUCAUA